UUCGACAGGCUCGGUUCAGAAUCGACACCCGCGUCGACGAGUCAAGUGGUCGGCCGCCCUUUCUUUUCUCCGCGUCGGUUGCGAGGAGGUUCUCCGAGUCCCCACCAUGGGUCGCAAGCGGAAGUUGACCUCCCCGGUCAAGCAAGCCGCUUCGGCGGAAAAGCAGCCGAGAGAAGAGCAACCGCCUCAGGAGGAGGAGGAGGCGGAACCGACCGAGGUCGAACUGGCCAUUGUCGAGGAACCGGAAAGUGAUCCGCUGGCCACGCAAGGGCGCCAGGAUGUGGACGACUCUGAUGGCGGUGGCGACGAUGGCACCGGAAGCGAAUGGGAGGACAAGUGUCGCCAGUGGGUGGUACGACAGGAGCAGCCGGAAUCGACCGUACCGGAACCACUGCAGGAUCACGACCACGACGAGGUGGCCCAGCUGACCUCGAAUGCCCUGCGGCGUCCACUUCGGGACCAGCUCAAGGAUUUGACCGAGAAACAAAUCCAGAACUCGGUCCUAUUUGACUGCGAGUGGGAGCGCUGCGAGUUCGAGAGCAACGACGACCUCGAAUACACGAAGCACGUUGAGGGGCACGCGCAGCGUUACCUAGCGGAAGCCGUUGAGUCGGAAGGGCUCGUCUGCUACUGGGAUCUGUGCGACUUCCGUACGUCGUCGGCGACCGAGCUGGAGAGCCACGUGCACUUUCACGCGUACCACAGCCGCAUCAAAACGUACGGUGCCAGCCUGAACACGUGCAUCGACAUUCCCAAGUGCAACAACGAGAGCCGGCGGCGAAAUCACAUCGAGAUGUACAAGGCGUCGUUCCGGUGCGAGUGGGGCAACUGCGACGAGCGGUUCAACAAGGUGGUGCCGUUCUUUCAGCACGUCAACGACCACGUCCGGGAUCAGUUUCCGGUGGAUAGAAAGUCCACCAAGGAAAUUAUCAAGUGCGAGUGGACGCACUGCCCCCAGCAGUACUGUCGUCGCAGCGUUGCGCUCGAGCACGUUCGUAGACACUCGACCGAGCGGACCAUCGGCUGCUACAACUGUGGAUCGGUGUACACGUCCCGGCUCAAGUACAUCGAGCACUGCCGACGCCAGGUGGACUACCAGCUUCGCGAGAUUCCCUGCCCGGACUGUGAUAAGCUGUUUGCGACCACGCAGCUCAUGAAGGACCACCGGGCCGUGCACAAUAAGCGGUACGAAUGUCCGCAGUGCCCGAUGAAGUGGCCCUCGCAGAAGGCACUGGCCUGCCACAUCCGGUACCGCCACAUCAACGAAAAGCCGUACAAGUGUCAUCUGUGUGAGCACCGCACCGUGACCAAGGCCGAUCUCGACGAGCAUAUAAUAACCCACGACGACCGCAAGACGUUCCGGUGCGAGGAGUACGGCUGCGACGCGGCCUACAAGUGCCAAAAGUCGUUGAAAAAGCACGUGGAUAUGGCCCACUACGGGUACGGUCCAUCCGUCUACGCGUGCCACCUCUGCAAGAACACGUACCGCGCGGGGACGAACCUGUCCAAACACCUGGAAAAGAUCCACCACCUGAAGCGGCCGCCGGGCUUCAACCGGAACGUGUACCGAGCCGGCGACGACGGCAUCUUCCGGUUGCGUAUUGACGCCGACAUGGCCUCGACGAGCGAAGAUCCGCCGGCAAAGUCUUCCGCCUCGAGACCGCGCCAAUUACGGAAGAUACUUCCAAAGCCAAGCUCCACCGAUGAUGACGAUUCGGACGACCUGGCCGAAGACGAAGAACAGGAAGACCGGGAGCCGGACACCUUCACCAGCUACGAGAUAGCAACGGUUCAACCGCUGUCCAAGGCCAAGUUCGCGAUCGAGCUGCGUCCCGGCGAAGAACUGCCCACGCCACGACUCACAAACCCACGCCGGAAGCGCUGCAAAUCCCCGGAGACAGCAUCCUCUUCGGAGCCCCACUCGGCGUCUUCCCCACCGCCACCUGCGCCCUGUCCAACGCCACCACUGGUGCAGCUCAAGCAGGAACCUCGGUGCGAUUCGCCGGGUUCGUCGUCCGCAUCGGCGGCCAAAAACAUCGACGACUUUACCGUGAUGAGGCGCUACCUGAAGGUGGAAAAGACGGAAAAACCGGUCCUGAUCUCGUACGAGGAAACGAACGCGGCCGGCAGCGUCAUCCGGAGCGAAACGGUGCAAACGAGCGAGAUCAGCCGCGAUCGGCUCGGGCGGAGCGAGUUGAAUUAAGUGUGUUGUGAAUGUGUUGAAUUUUAAACCUAAAUUGUAAGUAACUUAUUGAACUAAAAGAAAUAAUCUCGCGUAGAUGCGUAUUAGAAAUGAUAAUAAACAAUGAUUACGUAUAUGAUGAAGAAGAAGA
Molecule: messenger RNA, 2333 nt
Organism: Culex pipiens pallens (northern house mosquito)
Lineage: Eukaryota; Metazoa; Arthropoda; Insecta; Diptera; Culicidae
Gene: Hinfp
Product: histone H4 transcription factor
Exons: 6
Coding region: 107-2203 (698 amino acids)
Biological process (GO): regulation of transcription by RNA polymerase II
Cellular component (GO): chromosome
Molecular function (GO): chromatin insulator sequence binding
Source: RefSeq, a predicted model, not a curated record